Molecule: messenger RNA, 1125 nt
Organism: Aureobasidium melanogenum CBS 110374
Lineage: Eukaryota; Fungi; Ascomycota; Dothideomycetes; Dothideales; Saccotheciaceae
Product: Arabinanase/levansucrase/invertase
Exons: 1
Coding region: 1-1125 (374 amino acids)
Biological process (GO): carbohydrate metabolic process
Molecular function (GO): hydrolase activity, hydrolyzing O-glycosyl compounds
Source: RefSeq, a predicted model, not a curated record
AUGUUUUUCCUUUCUGCACUCCCUUCGCUAGGGCUUCUGACUUCUUUUGUCUCUGCUCAGUACUCGAAUACCACUAAUGGUACUUCCGCUUCCAAUGCCUCCACAUACACAAACCCUAUCCUCAAUGAAGUGGGCGCAGACCCAUGGGUAAUUCGUUAUGGAGACUAUUAUUACAUGACGGAAACUACCAAUACCAACAUAACUAUACGUCGAAGCUCUGUCUUGACUGAUUGGAACAAUGCCGACGUUAAGCUGGCCUUCAACCCACCCCCAGGCAUGAACUACUCAACUGACCUCUGGGCACCUGAGUUGCACCAGAUUGAUAACUCCUGGUACAUCAUUUUCACCGCGGACCCCGCGAAUGAUUCGCCUCCACCUGACGUCGACAUGUGGUGCGACUUCUCAUGUCCAGCAGUUCACCAUCGCAUGUAUGUUCUUGAAGGCUCAUCUUCUGACCCAUGGGACUCGACCUAUACUCUGAAGUCUCAGCUCAAUACUUACGAUCAAUUCGCUAUCGACGGUACCUACUUCCAACAUGACUCUGGGCUGUAUCACAUCUACAGUUGCUGGUACCGUCAAUACGAUGCCUGGCCAUCAAAUCUCUGUAUUACCAAGAUGUCCGAUCCUUGGACUGUGGAGAGUAACUUCACGGAACGUCAGAUCAUCAGCGUGCCAGAUAACCCUUGGGAGAAGACACCUUAUGGACGACCUUGGAACUACCGCCUCUCAUCCAACGAAGGACCACAACAACUCACCAACCCUACUACGGGUCAACAAUUUGUAAUUUACAGUGCUGCUCGAUCUGACAACCGCAACUAUUGCCUGGGUCAGCUAGAGCUUGUUGGUGAUGAUCCGAUGAACCCAUCAGAUUGGCGCAAGAACAAUGAAGGUUGUGUCUUCUACCAGAACCCAAAGGAAGAAGCGUACGGAGUGGGGCACGCCAGUUUCACUAAGAGUCCCGAUGGUACUCAGGACUGGAUCGUGUAUCAUGGUAUGAGAGAUCCUACGAAUGGAUGGAGUGCGAGAACGAUUAGAACACAGCAGUUCACGUGGAAUGCUGAUGGUACACCCAACUUCCCAAGACCUGGGUACGGACCUUACCCAGUGCCCUCGGGACAAAUUUGA